AUGGGGGCAUCGACCGCAGGGGAACGGGGCGGGCGCGAGCCUGCGGCAGGCGCUAUGUCGGCGAUCGGGGAGGUAGCCAAGCAGCUACAGUCCAACUACCGGGAAACCACGCCCAAGAGGCUGCGGAUGUUGGAUAUGUUUCUGCUCUUCGUGUUCACGACUGGGGUGCUGCAGGUGAUGGAAGCGAGCGAUAACGGGGGGGUCGUUCGGGGGCGGUCACUGGAGCGAUGCUUCGCGGAGUACGUGGUGUGCAACAUGGUCCUCUUCUUGGUGGUGAUGAACUUCAUGGGGUGA
Ectocarpus siliculosus is the source of this 294-nucleotide messenger RNA. Lineage: Eukaryota; Phaeophyceae; Ectocarpales; Ectocarpaceae. The record is from the annotation of a GenBank genome assembly.